Dendronephthya gigantea is the source of this 684-nucleotide messenger RNA. RefSeq lists its product as uncharacterized. The transcript has a single exon. The record is from RefSeq and is a predicted model, not a curated record. The coding region runs from base 22 to 489 and encodes 155 amino acids. Lineage: Eukaryota; Metazoa; Cnidaria; Anthozoa; Malacalcyonacea; Nephtheidae.
AUUUUUUAUUUCAAAACAAACAUGGCAGCCCGUGGUUCCUGCGUAGGACUUUACCUUGCAGUUUUACUUGUUUGUUCAACAUGUGUUACACUGUUAGAGUGUGAAAAAAUGAAAGUAACGGGUAAGGUCACUGUUUCUGGGCAAGACGAAGGAAUAAGCUUGGGCAAAGAAUCUUUUUUCACCGUGAAGCUUGAGGACACAAGUCUUAUGGAUGCCAGUGCUGUAGUUUUGGGCAAAUAUGAACAACUGCUCCCGUUAGGAACAAAACUCGGGCCUGAAGGAUUGAACUACACAAUUAUUUUUGAAAAGCCAAAGCAUUUGGGACCAAUGAACUCUUUAUCUGCAGUAUUGAAUGUUGGUUGGAAACCAACUGGCGACGAGUGGAUUCGUAAAGGUGAUUACUUCACUGACACAUUUCACCCCGUCGAUUUGAAGCAAGAAACAGAGCCAAUUGUUUCCGAUAUUGUCAUGGUCCAUUACCCCAAGUAACACUUGAGAAGAUAAUCUAAAUAGUCCUGUGUGUGACUGUGUGUAGUAAAGACAAGUCGAUCGAUAUUGCAACAUGGCAACGUGUCGAUCGUAACAUGUCAACCAUUGACAAUUGAAAAUAUGUAAUUUUAGUGUUAGAACAGCUGUAAACUUGUAAACUAAUAUCUGGAAAUAAAAUCAAAACCAUUUAUUGAA